Molecule: messenger RNA, 1505 nt
Organism: Menidia menidia (Atlantic silverside)
Lineage: Eukaryota; Metazoa; Chordata; Actinopteri; Atheriniformes; Atherinopsidae
Source: the annotation of a GenBank genome assembly
UCGCGUUUCGGUAAGUACGUCCUCCGUAUUUGUUAAAAAGUGUGUGAAAUUUGGCUGUGUGAUAUAAAAGGGUAACCACACUGUUGCCACUGUGUGUCUUGUGCUCUUUUUUAUAAAUAUAUUCAUGCACUUAUGCCAGUGCAGCUUGGCUGUGAGUUGCAUUUUCAGUCUGUAAAAAAAAAAAAAAAAAGUUAUCAAUCAACAGGGGCUCAUCCAUCCAUCCAUCUCCGCUUUUUUCGUGGUAAACAGCUCCAGCUGAAUGUCACAGGCCCGGUGAGAGGCCAUUAGCAUGCCUCUUGCCCUACCUGCGGCGGUUUCUAUAGAAACGCGCAAGAGUGGAAGAAGUUGUCGCGCUCACCUUUGAGCUUUGGUAAACAACAGGACGUUCCCUGGUGAAUGGACUACGGUGUGGUGCACUUAGUCACGGCUCCGGAGUCUGCCGGUGAUAACAGAUGCUCAUCUGCUGGCCAAAGAAUAUUUAACUUUUGAGAUAGUGAGAGGCUGUUUGGUUGGGUAGACGUACCUUUAGGCUGGGUGGGUAGCUGAGAUAAGAGUGGGCAUGUUCUUGAACACGGCUUCCCCCCGGAGGUCGUUUAGCAUCCCCAUUACCAUCAACCUGCAUGGUGCUCGCAGGCGGCAGACACGACAUUCUGAGUUUUUUCCCACACCGAUAACGCCCGAGCAGCAGUGGAACAGAGGAGCGGCCGGACGCGGGGGCCAGGUAGCUCGAACCCAGAUGCCGGCUUCCAGCGUGGGCGAAGAUCGAGCCAUCCUGCUGGGCUUCGCCAUGAUGGCCUUCUCCGUGCUCAUGUUCUUUGUGGUUGGCAUAACCACUGUCAAGCCCUAUCUCAAUAGUUUUUGGGAGAAGGAGGCCGGCUGUGUGCUGAAGCAGACUGAGAUCCUGGACCAGUGGGUGGACUGCAGAGGUGUGAGCACGGCGCCCUGCCUGCUGGUGACAGUGAACCUCAACGGCUCUGAGCAGGGAGCUUUUCUCCACUUUGACGAAGAGUCUGUCCUCCUCGCCAGCGAGUGUUUUUACAUACCCAAGUGCCAAAUGGAUCAAGAAACUCUGCAAGACGAAGUGCAGCAAGUGAAAAGCGUCUUGGACGAGCACCUGGGGAGGACCUCUGCCUGCCUCGGCGACCGCGUGAGGCACGCCAACCACGUCAUCCUAAACAGGAAGUACACUUUCAGGAGGGCCCUGUUUGGACUGUUGUGGCCCUGCUUGAUGCUCGCGGGCGGGGCCCUGCUGGUCGGCCUUGUGAAGCUGACACAGUACUUGGCCCAAAUGUCCACUGAGAUGGGCGGCGACGCGUCCGGAGGAAAGCUGACUUCACGAUACGCUCAGGGGAAACUGUAUAAACUUCUACGGAGAUCCAGCAUUUAUUCUCCCUCGUGAUGUAAGCAACAACGUGCCAAAAACAAAGUUUGUAGUCAUAAAAUUCACACAUGAUGAAGCUGGAAUGUAUGAAUAUUUUUACUCAAAGCAGCUUUGAAAUAAAACA